This is a messenger RNA of Hydra vulgaris (swiftwater hydra), 6597 nucleotides long. RefSeq lists its product as uncharacterized. Lineage: Eukaryota; Metazoa; Cnidaria; Hydrozoa; Anthoathecata; Hydridae. Gene Ontology annotation, biological process: regulation of transcription by RNA polymerase II. Gene Ontology annotation, cellular component: chromatin. The record is from RefSeq and is a predicted model, not a curated record.
ACGGAAAAAAACACAUACUGAAACUUUUUAGUCCCUGUGUAAUAAGCAUAUAGAUAAAUUAGCAUUAGAUAUGUUAAGUACUUUCCCAAAUGAAAUUAUGCAUGAAAGUUAUGUAGAGGAAGUUACCCAACCACAAUUGUGCACAAGUGAAGAUAAAAAUUGUUCAGAAGAGUUAAAAUUGCCGAUUUCAAAUAAAAAUAAUGGAAACAUGCUACAUAGUAUUGAAGCACUUGAUAAAGAUAUUUUAAAAAUUGAAUCAACUUUAUUAAUGCUAAAGAAAAAUGAAAAUGAGAUAUUAGAAACUUUGCAGUGUCUUCGUGUUAAAUUGCAAGCGGUUAAAGAAAAAAAAAAGGAAAAAUCAUUUAUUGAAAAAGAUCUUAGUUCAAAAAGUGAACUUCAUUUAAAACUACUUGAGCGGUUUUCUUAUAGAGAUGUGGACACAAUCAAACGGAUUUACAGUGAAAAUCAGGCAAAAGCAGCAGCUUCUCAUGGUUUAAAGUUUUUUAAUAAAGAUAUGGAACAAUAUACGCUGCCACUCUACAAUAAUCCAUCUGAUCUUCCACAAUAUCAACAUAAUAUAAAAAGUUUUCAAAAUUUUCGUCCAAGAUUGCUCAGAUUUCUUCAAAGAAAAAAAAUUGCAGAAAACAAAAUGCUUGCUUUAUCAGAGCAAAGUUAUGCAGACACAAAAAAAAAUUGGUUAAAAAAAGUAGACAAGCUCGAAAACAAUCAGAAAAGAAGGCAAAAAGUGCAACGAGUUCGUCAGUUUUAUGAAAAAGAAUUUCCUGAAAUCAAGAAGUUACGAGAACAGCAAGAAAGAAUUGAUAGGCUUGGUUCACGUGCUGUAGGAGCAGGAUAUGUGCGAAGUGAGGCUGAAAUUGAAGAAAUUACAGAAAUAAAUGCAAAUAAGAAUCUUGUUAGAUUGCUUUCUAUUCAAACUCCAAAGUUAUUAAAUAACUAUGAAAGGCGUUUUCGUUUUCUAAAUUAUAAUUCAUUAAUACAAGAUGUAGAUGAGUUUGAGAUCCAGAGGAAAUCAGCUAUUUUAUGGAGUGAUAAAGAGAAACAGAUAUUUAGAGAAAAAUUCACUCAGUUUCCAAAGGAUUUUGAAAAAAUUGCUUCUUUUUUGGAGCAGAAGAAAUGUGCUGAUUGUGUUCUUUUCUAUUACCAAAAUAAAAAGAAAGAGGGCUUUAAAUCGUCCAAAUUAAAAUCAAAAAAAAAAGGGAAACUCAAUAGAAGUGAAAAUAAAAUAACAUUACGAAUGGAAAAGUCUAAACCAAGCAAGUCAGAAAGAGAAGAUGAUGAUGAGGGGAAUGAAUCUGCAGCAAGUGAUGAAGAAAAUUUAGAAUCCUGUCAAUUAAAACAAGUAUCAACAAGUAAUUCUGAUCUUGUCAUGAUAAAAAAACCUUGUACAUUAACAACAUGCACAAUUGAGAGUUCAACUAAAACAACAACAGUAAUUCCAGAUGCACUUAACUGUGAAGCCCAAGGUUUAGAGAAUAAAUCAAUUGCUGAGAAUAAAUCAGUUUGCGAAAAACCAAAGAAAAUGAUUUUUCUUAAUGAUGCAUCCAAAGAACUCAAAAGUCCUCAACCUUUAGUUAAAGUCUUUAACACUCGCUCGGGAAAACUUUCAAAGAAAACGGCAAAAUUAUCACUCAUGUUAGAAGAUUCUUUUGAAGCUACGCCUAGUGAAGUUCCCAAUCCUCCUUUAAAAAUUACUAUUUCUGUAACUUCUCCUUCAUGUAUUGAUGUUGGCAAUCCAGCUUUACCAUCUUGCAGUAUUGUAUCUGAAACUGUAACUGCUGCAUUAGUACUUAAUAAUCCAGAUGAUGUUCCAGUUGAAAAUUCUGUCAUAAAGGUUGAAGAUUUAAUCAGGCAACAUUUUAGCACGAUGCCAGAGCAUAGUGAUCCAUCUCGUUGGUCCGAGCAAGAAAUGUUGAAAGCUGUAGAAGGUUUAAAGAAAUAUGGUAGAAGUUGGCCAUUAAUUGCAAAAAUUGUUGAGAGUAAAUCAGAAGGCCAGUGCAAAAACUUUUAUUUUAACUACAAAAAAAAAUUCAACUUGGACAAGAUAUUAGGGAUAUAUAAGCUGAAAGAUGAUUCAAUUUGUUUAGAAGAGGAAGGGAAUGAUGAUGACUCAAAAACACAUUUUUUUGAAUUUAAAAAAAUCGAUGACCAUAAUAAAGUUUAUAAAAAGACAUCAAAAAUUUAUGAGGAAAAUAGUCAUUUUCAAUCAGAAACAUAUGCUUCUGAAAAUAUAUUUGGAGAAGAUAGCGUUAUCAGGGAAUCAAUACACCAUCAGUCUGAAAAUCAAAAGUUUAUAGAUAAUUCUAUUAAGAAUGUUCAUAUAAUUAAUGCUACAACAGAAGAUAGACCCGAUGAAAGCAAAGUUUCAGAUAUCUCAUCAAAACCUGCAAUAUUGCAACCACCACCUUUGGCACUGACUCCAUCAGAAGAUACUGGUAUUGAGUCAGUACUAGUAUUGAAAAAUGAAGAGCUAUCAAAUAAUCACCUGUCCAGCACAUCACUAGAAAAUCUAAAUAAACAAGAAAAUUUUAAAGGGGAUUCAAACUAUUUUUAUAACUACCAUUCUUAUAUUAAAGAAGAGCAACUUUCUCAUAAGCAGCCGACUUCAGAAAGUUCUCCAAACCACUCAAUAGUUCAUCCAUUUAAUAUGCUACAACAAAAGCAUGCUGAGCAAACUUGUCAUCAAAAUUUGUCUUAUCAGUAUAAACAAAAUGAUUCAUUUCAGCUGUCACCAAAUUAUUUUUUUUCAAAUAACCGUGGUAAUUCUAUUUUUUCUCAUAAACAUAUUGCCCUAAACAGUCCAAAUAAAUCUGCUUCAGAUUUUUGCGAAAUGCAUAAACAUGUUUCACCUGAUGCACUUAGGCAACCAAGUUCUUUUUUUCAAAAAGAAUCUCUGCAAAACCAAGAAACCCAAUUAUCUGCUCCACGACAAAAUACCUUCUCUACUUUCAUGACACAUCAUCAUGGUGCAGGUGUAGUUGAUCAAAAAUCUGCUAUUAAUGCGUUUACAUCUAGAUUUCCUGGAUAUAUGUCAUCAUUACAGCUACACGGUGUCUCUUCUGAUACGCCUUUUGCAAGAUUUCGUUUACCACUUUCUCCCUCAGAUAACACUUCUCGAAUGUCAAGCCCAUUAAGUUCACAGUUUCCUCAAGUUUUAUCACCUAUGAUUAAUUUGAACCGCUCCACUCAAAUGCAACAUCCGCUGCAACACUCGCCAAUGCAACACUCACCAGUGCAAUUAUUUUUUAAUCCAUAUAGUUUAGAAGACUCACAAAAACAACAUGAUGUUGACUUGAUUCAUUGUCAGCGUGAUCGCGAGUUUGAUUUAGAUGCAAGAUGCAAACCGGAUUUAAUUCUGAAAAGAGAUAUUCAAUCUGAGGUAUCGCAUAAAUUAAGAGAUAUUCAAUCUGAGGUAUCGCAUAAAUUAAAUGAAGAAUCUCAAAAAUCUAUGCAUAGUUUUAGAAUGAAGGACAUUGAUGAGCAAUCUCGCCUACACAUGAAUCACAGUUUGUAUGAUCGCAAAAGAUCUGGAGACAUUAAUUUAAAUCAGCACCACUACCAGAUCGAGAAUGUUGAUUAUCAUCACAAAGAUUCUAUAAAAGAUUCAGAUGAAUUUCUUCGUCACCUGCCGUAUCAACCUAGAUCAAAAACUGAACGAAUUGAACGUUCUGCUUUUAUCCCAGAAUUACAAAGACAUUCUUUAAAAUCUAGGGAACCCCAUGGCUUUAAAGCUGACAGGCGUAAGUUUUCAGAACCAAGUGUUGACAGUUCUUCAAGAUAUGUAUUCUUAAAUGAUCGGAAGUUGUUUGAAAAUCAGCACCAAAGAAUAAAAGAUGAGUACUCAAGUGUUAAAAAUCAUACUUUUGGUAUUCAGAACUUAUCAUCUGAUGCGUUACCGCGAUCUUGUACUGAUGGCAUGGUCGGAAAUAUUGACGAGAAAAAAGGAAGCAGCAUAGAAAUAAGCGGAAAUAGAGCAUUUAAUUUAUCUUUAGCAGCGACUAUGGCAGCAGAAAGUCCAACAAAAUUUCACAGCAAUGCAAAAUCUCUCCAUAAAAGUCAUACCUACCCGUCAUUGAACCGGAAUCAAAUGCCACCUUUUUUGCAUCGACAAGCCACUCCACCUGUAGUGGGGUUUAUAGGUCCAGGAGUUUUAAGAGAAAAUGAAGUUGGGAAUAUAAAACAAAAUGCUGCAAAGAUAGUGCGUCCUUGGGAAAUGAAUUCAGAUAUAUCUCAACGAAAUGAAAUAAAUAACACUUCUAUAUCUAAUCAAAAUCUUUCUCCUCGUGUGAAUAUAAAUGCUGUCAAUUUACAGAAUAGUUACUCGUUAUUAGCAAAUAAUGAACUUUCGGAUAAUAGUUUCUUGAUGAAUAAUAGAUUUUUUCAACCAUUUGAUUCCCAGAAAGAAAUGCAGUCAACAAAUAAAUCUUUCAAAUCAUCUCCAACUGUAGGAGUUGAUUGUACAGUGAACAUGUUAGGAAAAAAAGAACAUAGACAGACUCCAAAUGAAUUAAAUUGUCCAGUUAUUCAGUUGGCACCUACAUCCGUUAAGUUUAAAGAACAAAUAAUUUCGUUUGCUCAAUAUAAUAGUCCAACUCCUCAGUCAUUUCCAAAGUUUCCUUUUAACGAUAGUUCAGAAAUAAACGUAAAUUUUCCAACGAAUAAACACCUUAUAAGCCAAUCUGUUUGUUCCACUGACCUAACAAUUCCUGAUAAAAAUGUCUCUUCAUUGAAUCUUUCUCAAUCAGAACAGCAUUCCUACAGAAAAUCUCUAAUUUCAAAUGAAGAUAAACCUGCGUUUGAAUCUCCUCAAAAUGAACAUAUUUCUCGUUUAAGAAGUGACUCAGAGGAAACGGUUUCGUCGGAUGAACUUGAUAAGGGUGUAAGUCAAGAAUGUCUUGAACCCUCGCUGUUAAUACAAAGACUUUUAAAUAAAAAUGACGAUGAGUUUCAAAAUGUAGAGCCAGAUGGUAAAUCUUUAUCUGUUACAAGUAAAACACGAAAUAGAACGGCAGACAAUUUAAAAUUAAACACAGGCUCACAAGAAAUACUGUCCGUUCGAGACGAUGUUAUGAAGGAUUGCGCAAGUUUCCACGAACCAAAACAUUUAACCGAGCUAAUGGCUUCAAAUAAUACUACUGAAAAUAUAGAAAUUAAAAAACAAACAACAUGUUCCGCUAAUAGUUUUCGAUUUUCUGAAAAAGAAGCGUUACUUGAUAAUAAAAUUUGUGUGGUAGAUAAAACCGAAAGCCCGCACACCGUUUAUCGGUACGAAACGUCCAAAAAAAUGGACAAAUCAUUUUCGUCAGAAAAUUUCGAUAAACCAAAAAUGAAACGUUGUGAUUCACCAGACAUAUAUGAUGAUUUGAAAGUGCAUAACUAUGAGGAACAACGAGCCGAGUCACCAAUGGAUCUGUACAUUGCCGAAAAUCUACAACCUCGCGAAACUGCAAUUUUUGUGAAAAAAUCCCCAAAAACUGAUGAUCUUUUUUAUAUAUUAUCCCAGGAUAUUCUUGUAAAAGAAAAUAACGUUGAAGGUUCUAAAGAGUCUUUUUUAGAGGCACACAUUGAAAAUAAUCAGGAGUUGAAUAAUGGAGAUAAAGAAAUUGAAGUUAUUAAUUCUAAAAUUGAAACGGAUUCUAACAAAAGCCACCGCAGCGAUGCAAAUACUCCGGUUAUGGAUGAACCAAUCAAUGAUACAAGUGACCCAUUAUCGAUAAAUAACGAAAGUUGCAUUGCGUCGUUACCCUGCGCUAGUCCUUCGACUCCCGAAGCUCAUACACCGUUACUUGAUGAGCCAGCUUAUAGUUUUGAACAGACAGAAGAAUUAUCUACUCAUUUUAGUGGAAGUAGUUUUGAAAAAUUUAUGACUUCCUCUGCAACCACUUCAUCGCAUAGCCUGAAAUCAGAAGUUGCAGCCGAGAAUACUUCAUCCUCGUUAUUCAUGAGAUCGGAUAAGUACACCCAUCCUAAGAAUGAUACUGCUCAGAAAGAUGGUGUUUUUGAAUCUAUUUCUCCUCCUUGCUCUCCUGGGCGUGUAUCUUGCCAAAAUUUUCCACUUUCAAACAGCUCUAUUAUUGCUUUUCCGUUUUCAGCAUUAGCAUUUAAUGUUAAUAGUUCGAGACCUGGUUCACGAUCAAGUAUACACUCUCCUCUACCCAUAGAAGGCACAUCUCCUCGAGUUGAUGACUAUAAAUCAAAACAAAGAAGAGAUUCUCAUGAUUUAGAAAAUAAAGAGUUUGAUCAGACAAGUAACCAACAACAUCAGACAAGUAACCAACAUUUUGAAGGAAAAAAGUUGUUACAAAGGACUUAUCAACGAUCCAUGUCUCAAAGCUCGUCAAAUAAUAGUUCAAAAUCUCCUGAAUACGAAUACAAAUCAAAAAACAAACAAUCUGGUAAAUUUUCCCAUUCAGUUGGCAAACGUCCUUUUCAUGAACGAAGGUAUGAUCAAGUAAGAUCAUACAAACGACAUUCUCGGUCACCUGAAAACGAAAGAAACAAACGAAUAAGAAAAUAAAUUUGAAAAAAUGUUGUGGAUUUAAAAUAUACCGAGUGAUUGAAUAAUAAUUGUUUUUGUUU